Molecule: messenger RNA, 1507 nt
Organism: Harmonia axyridis
Lineage: Eukaryota; Metazoa; Arthropoda; Insecta; Coleoptera; Coccinellidae
Product: putative inorganic phosphate cotransporter
Exons: 8
Coding region: 116-1477 (453 amino acids)
Biological process (GO): transmembrane transport; monoatomic anion transport
Cellular component (GO): plasma membrane
Molecular function (GO): transmembrane transporter activity
Source: RefSeq, a predicted model, not a curated record
CUUCAAUGAAUUUUUAGAAGUAACAUGUAUGUUUAUUAGUGAAAGAAAAUUUCUAUCAUAUUUUACGAAAUGAAGUAGCUUUGAAUAUUUGCUAGAACAUAUAAUUUGAAGGAUUAUGAUGGAUAGACCAGAGGUUUCAGGUUUUGGAGUUCGUCACGUUCAAGUGAUACUGAUGUUCUUCUGGAACGUACUCUUCACGUCAAUGGUCAAUGGCUUCCCAAUGAGCCUCGUUGCAAUGACAACUCCAUUCACUAGUCCAAACCCAAACAUUCCAACCUUUACAGACUGGAAUGACCAGAGUAUCAUAUUGUCAUCUUUCUUCUGGGGUUUUGUCGCCACCCAACUGUUUGGAGGGUAUUAUGCAAGGAAAUAUGGGGUUAAAUGGUUCAUGGUACCUUCAAUGUUCAUCACAGCGAUCAUAUGUUUUUCCCUUCCCUAUCUAGUGGUUCAAUUUGGAUCCAUAGGACUUAUUUUUGCCGUAGUAGUCGCUGGAUGUGCACAAGGAUUGAGUCACAGCAUGCUGCCUGUUUUUAUCAGUUUGUGGGUACCUUGUAAAGAGAAGAACACUCUGGGAAAUGCAGUUUAUGCUGGUUACGGUUUAGGUUGCAUUCUUGGCAUAAAUAUUGCAACUUAUUGUGCCACUUCCUGGUUUGGAUGGCCUCUGUCAUUCUACAUAACUGCGGUGAUGCAGUUCUCUUGGGGUUGCUUUAUGUCGAUGUUUGGAGGAAAUUACCCCCAAUCGCAUAGAACCAUAUCGGAUAAGGAAUUGGAGUUCAUUUUGGAGGAUAAAAACCUACACGAACAGAUCCCUACCCCAUGGAGGGAAAUUUUGAAUUCAAGGCCAGUAUGGGCGCUGUGGAUUGCAAAUGGAGGGGCAAUCAUAAUAACAUGGUUGAGUGCAGCAGAAUUUCCCACUUACCUUAGUGAAGUUUUUGAUUAUAAAAUCGAAGAAGUGGGAAACAUCAUGAGCUUGGCAUUUCUUUUAAUCGGCCUACUGAGUUUUUUUGUCGGAAUAGUGGUUGAAUAUUUCAUCAACGUGAAACAAGUCGAAACAGGUAUCAUGAGGAAAAUCUGUAAUACGGUUGCUUCCUUGGGUUGUUCUAUUAUACUUAUUCGCAUGGCUUUCUUCGAUGGUACAGAAAGCAAAACUGUAUUGUAUUCUAUACUGGGUGUUUUUGCCUUCAAUUCAACCUCCUUCUGUGGAUACUUAUUAAACUAUAAUGACAUCAGUCCAAACUUCUGUGGUAUUCUCUUUGGACUAGGCGGAGUGGUAGCCAGCGUAAUGAAUUUAGGAAAUCCAGUCCUUAUGACCAUCUACGUAAGGAACCAGUCAGAUCCAAGAGAAUGGGGGUUGAUUUUUUUCAUCUCGGCGCUAAUUAUGAUUGUAGCCAAUUUGGUUUUUGUCUUUUUCGGAUCUGGAGAAAAGCAAGAGUGGGAUGAUUUUAAUGAGGAGAGGAAAUCUUUGAGGAAUUCAUGACUCCCAGUGUUCUAUCACGAAACUUGUUGG